AAAAUUCCCCAAAAACACGCGCACGAUAAUGAUUCCCUUUACUCUUGUUGCGUGCAAUUUCCGCUAUUAUGCGCAUUCGUCAUCACUUUCCCAUUCCUCUCCGAUCAGUUCUUCUCUCUCUCACACUGCUUUUGCCUCCAUUGAACCCUUCUUCUCUCUGCUCACCGGAAUAUUUCUCUCACAAAAGAUGAAGGUACUCUUUCUCUCCGAUGUGUAAUCGAUUCGAUUCGAAUCAAGAUAAGUAAUUGCGAUUUCCAUUGCCCAAUCGAUUCAAUACUUGAGAAUUUUCGAUUGAGAUCACUACGAUUGUCAGAUUUAAUUAUUGGUUCUGUUUUGUAAUUGAUUCUGUAGCAAUUCUGGAGUCCAAGUAGUAUCAACAAGAACAAAGCUAUGGUUGAGAAUCUGCAAAAUCAUGGUAUAGUUACUUCAGAUGAAGUUGCUAAAGCUAUGGAGGCUGUGGAUAGAGGCGUAUUUGUAACAGAUCGUUCCUCUGCUUAUGUUGAUAGUCCCAUGUCUAUUGGUUAUAAUGUGACUAUAUCAGCUCCUCAUAUGCAUGCAAUGUGUCUUCAACUUCUUGAAAAACAUUUGAAACCGGGAAUGCGUGUACUUGAUGUUGGCUCGGGGACCGGGUACUUAACUGCUUGCUUUGCGGUUAUGGUUGGAACCGAAGGGCGUGCUAUUGGUGUGGAACAUAUUCCUGAAUUGGUGGCUUCUUCUGUUAAGAAUAUUGAAGCGAGUGCUGCUUCGCCAUUUCUGAAAGAAGGGUCUCUUGCUGUUCAUGUUGGUGAUGGGAGGCAAGGAUGGGCUGAGUUUGCUCCGUAUGAUGCUAUUCACGUCGGAGCAGCAGCACCGGAGAUCCCAGAGGCGUUGAUUGAUCAGUUGAAGCCCGGUGGGAGACUGGUGAUUCCGGUUGGGAACAUAUUCCAAGAUCUGCAAGUGGUGGAUAAGAACUCAGAUGGUUCUGUUAGCAUCAAGGAUGAAACUUCAGUUCGUUAUGUUCCUUUGACUAGCCGUGAAGCCCAGCUGAGAGGGGACUGA
Arabidopsis thaliana (thale cress) is the source of this 1038-nucleotide messenger RNA. It is a transcript of the gene PIMT1, whose product is annotated as protein-l-isoaspartate methyltransferase 1. Gene Ontology annotation, molecular function: protein-L-isoaspartate (D-aspartate) O-methyltransferase activity. Gene Ontology annotation, cellular component: cytoplasm. The coding region runs from base 391 to 1038 and encodes 215 amino acids. NCBI's taxonomy places the organism in Eukaryota, Viridiplantae, Streptophyta, Magnoliopsida, Brassicales, Brassicaceae. Gene Ontology annotation, biological process: protein repair. The record is from RefSeq and is marked reviewed. The transcript has 3 exons.